This is a messenger RNA of Camellia sinensis, 2732 nucleotides long. The record is from RefSeq and is a predicted model, not a curated record. NCBI's taxonomy places the organism in Eukaryota, Viridiplantae, Streptophyta, Magnoliopsida, Ericales, Theaceae.
UUUCAUUCAAGAAAGUCUGUUCAUUGCUUUAUUUUCUCAUCUCACGGUCUGUUAAGAUCCAAAGCCCAUUAGAAAAGGGUGCUUGCAAUACUUUCUAACCUUGUGCAGAGUCGCCAUUGACUAUAUAUCUGCCAUUGAUUUGGUCUCUAAUCUUGGGUUAAUCCAUGGCUUCUAAAAGAACCCAACAUGACUCUUCUUGUUUUGAUUCUUCAUCUUCUUCAACACCAACUCGCUGGAGCCAUGACUCUUCUUGUUUUGAUUCUUCAUCUUCUUCAACACCACCUCGCUGGAGCCAUGACGUCUUCUUGAAUUUCAGAGGCGAAGAUACGCGCAAAAACUUUACGGGUCAUCUCUACACGGCUCUGGUUCGAGCUGGAAUUAAUACCUUUAUGGAUGAUGAUGAACUCCCAAGAGGACAAAACAUUUCUUGUGAGCUGCUAAAAGCAAUUGAAGAAUCGAGGAUCUCCAUCAUUGUUUUCUCAAGAAACUAUGCUUCUUCAAGAUGGUGCCUGGAUGAGCUCGCGAAGAUCAUUGAAUGCAAGCAAACACUUGGACAAUUAGUUCUUCCAAUAUUCUACGAAGUUCUUCCAUACGAAAUACGGAUACAAUCUGGGUGUUUUGGAGAAGCAUUUGCCAAAUUCGAAGACUCUUAUGCUCAUGCAAUAGAGAUUGUGCAAAGGUGGAGAGCUGCCCUCUCUGAAGCUGCAAAUAUAUCAGGGUUUUGUUUGGAAGAAGCAAAUGGGCACGAAGCAAAGCUCAUUCAAAAUAUAGUUGAAGAGGUUUUAACUAAGGUGAACCAUACAUUCCUAAAUGUUGCUAUGCACCCAGUUGGAAUAGAUUCCCGUGUUAAAGACAUAAAUUUGUUGUUGAGCAUUGGAUCAGAUGGUGUUCGCAUGAUUGGAAUACAUGGCUUGGGUGGAAUAGGCAAAACGACCAUUGCAAAAGCUGUUUACAACUUUAUUUUUCUCCAAUUUGAAAGUAGUUGUUUUCUUGCAAAUGUUAGAGAAGUUGCAGGGCAACUCAAUGGCCUAGUCCAACUGCAGGAACAACUUCUUUCUAAAUUAUUAAAGAGAAAGGAUCUAAAAAUUGAUAGUGUUGAUAAAGGAAUGACAUUGAUGCAACAAAAACUCCAUUCUAAAAGAGUUCUCAUUGUUCUUGAUGAUUUAGAUCAAUUACAUCAAGUAAUUUCCUUAGCAGGAAGCUAUGGUUGGUUUGGUGGAGGAAGUAGAAUCAUCAUAACAACUAGAAACGAGCACUUGUUGAACGAAUUGAAAGUUGAAAGAUAUAUGGUCAUGCCUUUAAAUCACACAGAGUCUCUGCAGCUUUUCAGUUGGCAUGCCUUCAAAGAAACCAUUCCAUUAGAAAACUAUACAGUGCUUGCAAAUGGUAUAGUAAGUUAUGCUGCUGGGCUUCCACUAGCUCUUGAAGUUUUGGGCUCUUAUUUGCUUAGAAAAGACGUGCAAGAAUGGAAAUGUUUAUUCGAUAAAUUACAGCAAAUCCCUCAUAUUAAAAUUCAGGAAAUACUCAGGAUAAGUUUUGAUGCACUGGAUGACAAAAUGAAGGAUAUCUUCCUUGAUAUUGCAUGCUUUUUCAUUGGAACGGACAAAGACUAUGCCAUUGCUACAUUGAAUGGUUGUGGUUUCUUCGCCGAAAUUGGCAUUAGUGUUUUGAUCAGUAGAUGUUUACUGAAAAUUAAUGAUAGAAAAGAGCUAAUGAUGCAUGAUCUACUUCGGGAUAUGGGAAGGGAAAUUUGUCGUCAAGAAUCCCCCAAGGAACCUGGAAGGCGCAGUAAAUUGUGGUUCCAUGAAGAUGCAUGCACUAUACAAGAAAAGCACAAGGAAGAACCAAUAGCAUCAGGAGAGGAAUCUCCCAUUCAAAUGAACCCCUCAGAAAUUGGAAUCACCCAGUUUAAGGAACCACUGCCAAAAGCCCUAAAGAAAACAAUGGCAGUUGAUUUUGAUAGCUUCUUUGAGUCCCUAACUAGGAGGUCCACCCCUUCUUGUUUUGAAACUUUUGGAAGCGCUAAAACUUCUUCAGCACAUGGUCCCUUCUCUUUAGAAGACAUUAAAAAGUCAAAGACAAGUCUGAAACAGCUCAUUGCACUCUCCUUUCCAGAGGUACUUCAUCCUGGAAAGCUCCCAGUACUAACAAAAGCAAUUGGGACUCUAGUCCGUGCUCAAGCCUUCAGUGAAGAUCAUCAUCCAUUUUUGCAAUGCUUUCAUGAUGACCUCCCUACCCUAAGCCAGACCUAUGAGGCAAUCGUCAGAGAGAAGGCAACCAUGGAUCAGAAACUUCAACGAUUUUCACUCUUGGAAUCUAAGCUGAGUGAUGUGUAUACAUUCUACCAGAAGUUAAAAACUGAAGCAAGAGAGAGUGCCACCAGGAAAAAGGAGAUUGAAGCCACCAUAGAAUCCCUUCAAGCUCAGAUGGUUAUAGCCGAGGCAAAUUCUAGCAGGAUUGAAAAUGAAAUCUGGAAACUGUUUCAGUCUUCUCGUCCUAUGAAACAGGAGCAAGAGGCCUUGGAUGCAGAUCUACCCAACCUUAGAGCCAAGAAGGCCCAGCUUGAUGCAGAUUUGGAGGCCACCACUAAAGUUUGGAAUGACUUCAAGGGAAAAUUUGGGGGCCUCCUUUAAACUUUUUCUUUUUUUUUUCCUUAAGUUUUUUUUUUUUUAAUUAUAAUCUUCCGAUUCCUUGUUUUUUGAAAUGAAGAAUCUACACUUUUUGUAGACAAA